UUCAUAUCUGGGUGUUGACAGUAAGUCCGCGACAGUUUAUCAUCAAUUCCGGCGCAUGAAGUAUAGGGCAUAUUCUAUUCUCAAAAUACUCGACAUGAAUUCUACAAAGGAAGACGGGCACGGUAGUGAAUUUGGCUCUCUGAUCACAACACUCACCGUGAUCACCUCCUUCCUAUCUUUACUUGGUAACGGCACGGUGAUCACCGUCAUGUUAGCCAGACGUCGAGUGUUCAGCUCCUUCACCAAUCGUCUCAUCCUGCACCAGUCCACCAUUGACGCUAUUAAUGGGCUGAUGUUCCUCCUCCUACGAAUAGUCAAGAGCCUCAAUCUUGUGGUGUCUAAGGAAAACAACUUCUACGACCAACUGGUAUGCCGUGUCUUGGCCUCAGAUGUGCUGUUGUGGUGCGGGUACGUGACGUCCACGUACAACCUCGUCCUCAUCUCGCUGGAACGGUUUAUGGCAAUCUGCUACCCAGUGAAACACCGGAAAAUGGUGAACAAGCACAAGUUGAAGAUAGUCAUUGGAGUACUCUGGGCUAUCAGCUUCGUCUACAAUUUACCUUUAUUGUUUCUGAACGCGCCAUCCGAAGGACGCUGUCAGAUAACGGCCGCUGAACUAAAUUCGCAAUUUCUCUUAGGUGUUGUAGCAUUUCUCAUCGAAUACCUUGCACCUUUAAGUAUCAUAGUCUUUGUGUAUGGAGCAAUUUUUAUCAAACUCAAAACGAGACGUGACGAUUCGCAUAAUUUUCGAAAUCAAGCCAAAAAGAACGUCCUUGUUACACUCCUGAUGAUAAGUGUCCUGUUUGUGGUCUGCUGGACGCCUGUCGAAUGUGGCACCGUCAUGCUAUUCAGUCGUGAUUUUGAUGAUGAUGUGCCGGUGGUGAUGGCUGCAAUGUCACUGCUUAUCAGUUUUAACAUGAUCGUGAAUCCCAUUGUGUACUGCUUCAUGUACAAACAGUUCCGAGAUCAGCUGAAAGAUGUAGUGCUGAAACGACUGCGACGUAACCAGGUGCAGAGUGAUGAGCUGCAGGUUCCGAGACACAUGCCAGAUCCUAUAGUGGUAAUACCGAGGGACUCCCUAGCAAUGGCACAUCUUUAACGACUCGAUCUUUGAUGUUUUAACAAAUAGUAUACAAAUAAUAAAGGUUCAUGAGUGCAAUGUUGAGAAUAUUCUCAUGAUUUGAAAGAUUGAAUGAGUUGAAUGGAACAUUCCA
This is a messenger RNA of Patiria miniata (bat star), 1214 nucleotides long. RefSeq names its product delta-type opioid receptor-like. Gene Ontology annotation, biological process: G protein-coupled receptor signaling pathway. The transcript has a single exon. The record is from RefSeq and is a predicted model, not a curated record. NCBI's taxonomy places the organism in Eukaryota, Metazoa, Echinodermata, Asteroidea, Valvatida, Asterinidae. Gene Ontology annotation, cellular component: membrane. The coding region runs from base 56 to 1099 and encodes 347 amino acids. Gene Ontology annotation, molecular function: G protein-coupled receptor activity.